This is a messenger RNA of Salvelinus fontinalis (brook trout), 351 nucleotides long. Its product is annotated as endothelin-3. NCBI's taxonomy places the organism in Eukaryota, Metazoa, Chordata, Actinopteri, Salmoniformes, Salmonidae. The transcript is spliced from 3 exons. Gene Ontology annotation, biological process: intracellular calcium ion homeostasis; vein smooth muscle contraction; regulation of vasoconstriction. Gene Ontology annotation, molecular function: hormone activity; endothelin B receptor binding. The record is from RefSeq and is a predicted model, not a curated record. Bases 1 to 351 code for a protein of 116 amino acids. Gene Ontology annotation, cellular component: extracellular region.
AUGGCUCAUGUUUCUCUGAUGGAUCUGGGAGUUCUACUUUUAAUUGGACUAGCAGCUGUCUUUGCAAAUGGUUCUUCAGCCCCCAGUAAAGAUGUUGUCGAGAGGAGAGAGUUGGAGACCACGAAGAUGAACUUGGUCUCCAGGCCAACCACAGUGGGUGUGGUCAGCGGUGUGGGUGUGGCCAGCGGUGUGGGUGUGGCCAGUGGUGUAGGUGUGGCCAGCAGCAAUGGGUCCCGGAACAUCACUGAGGCGCGGCGUAGAGACAAGCGCUGCACGUGUUACAGCUACAGAGACAAGGAGUGUGUCUACUACUGUCACCUGGACAUCAUCUGGAUCAACACACCAGAGUGA